CAAGCUUCAAUCACUACAGAACUUAUUGAGAUCAUUUCUGGAGCAUCAGCUCUGGAAGGGUGAUAUGCUUAAGAGGUAUUGUUUCUACCUGUUUUUCUUCACUUUCCUUUAAAAUGGAGGAACUUGAGAAUAAUUGUGCCAUAGGGCCAUGUAAGUACUGAAAAUAACGCCAUACUUCUCAUUUUUUUACAUGCAGGGAUUCCCUUUUUUAAUUUUCAACUUGUUUUACUGCAAAUGUUGUUUUUGCUGAUUUGCCCAGCAAUCUUAUUUAUUGCACUUUUGUGCUUUCUGAUGA
Phalaenopsis equestris is the source of this 295-nucleotide messenger RNA. Its product is annotated as ATP synthase subunit gamma, mitochondrial. The record is from RefSeq and is a predicted model, not a curated record. Gene Ontology annotation, molecular function: proton-transporting ATP synthase activity, rotational mechanism. Gene Ontology annotation, biological process: proton motive force-driven ATP synthesis. NCBI's taxonomy places the organism in Eukaryota, Viridiplantae, Streptophyta, Magnoliopsida, Asparagales, Orchidaceae.